ACCACUAUGGCCAAUCUUCCCUCUGAUGAACCCCAGAUCAUCCUCAACUCGGACACCACUCGCCCAAUGUCAAUAGACUUGAGUCUCGAGCUCGAGCGACAGCUCGAGGCCGAGUCCCUUCCCAACUCGCCAAAUCCGCCGCGGCCACAGUCACUCGAUACCAACGUCCUUGCCAACAUUGUUACCCAACUUCGUCUGUCCUUGGCUGAGAUCACGAAGGAACGCGAUACCCUUGCUGAGAAGGUGACUGAGGCGCAAACAAGAGAAGAAGGCAUGCGGGAGACCCUGGAGCACGUCACAGACAAGUGUAUCCGAAUGGAGAACGAACUCGAGGUCGUCGCAGACCAGUUGAGGGAGAGCAAAGAGACAAUUGUGAUGCUGAGGGGUAAGGUCGAGGAGAGCAGACGCGCUUUGAUGCGCCUUCAGACCGAGAAGCGGAUGAGCGUGGCUUCUAAUCUGACCCUCGACUUAUCAAGGCCACCUCCCACGCAGACCUCCCUCAGUGGCCCCCCUUCGUCUAAACGUGCGUCCUUCGCGCCGUUGACCGGAUCUCCUGCUGGGCGCGGGGGCUACAAUCACCGCCGCAUCUCCUCAGUCUCCGACUCAGCAUUCCUGCUGACCGGCCCACCCAACGGAGAACCCUCGACGUGGCCCCCACCGUCACCUAUGUCUCAAUACAUACCGGAGGUUCCGGAGUCCAACCCCACUGACCGCCCUGGCAACAACCGGCGCAUGUCACUGCUCUUUGGGCGGGGCGCUGCAACGCCACCCGAACCUCCGUCGACCGACACCGACGUCGUGGAGCUCCGUACACAGCUUCGAACCAUGCAGCGGCAGCUGGAUGACACGAAACGCGACCUCAUCGAGUCUCAAGAGGCUCGCGAAGCCUCCGAGCAAUGCGUCCGCGCCUUGCGUACCUUCAUAUCGGAGAACAACGUCGGCGUGGCGUCUGCCUUGAGGACGGGUAGCCCUGCCGCAGCUCCUACGACUCCCUCACAUUCGAAGCAGGGAAGCACAGCUUCGAGGUGGGGUUUCAGGUUGUGGACUACCUCGGAUGCGGAUUCUCCCAAAUCCGCCACGCCUGCUCUCACUCCCAUCUCCAUGCAAGCUCCUGAGCCGGGAUCGGCAGUCUCGAGCCACAGUCAGGCUAUCCCUCGGAAGUUCGGCGGGCUCUUCAACGCGAAGACAAGCAUUCCUUCGAACGCUUCGCCUCGGCCUUCCUAUGACCCUCUCCACCAGGAGCCCAUGUUUAACGGCUCAGAUACCUCCUCGAUGGCCGAUUCCACGGGGCCGGUAAGUCCCGUAUCGGAAGUGCCGAGAACCAGUGUGGGAAAGCUUGAUGGGAAGCCAAUAACAUCUGGAGGCGAUGAAGUGGAAAUAACAUCAUUGGACCAUGGUCAGGACAUUCCUGUAGCGUCGACAGCUUAGUUUGUUUUUGCCAUCUCUUAUGGAUUUGUGAUAUACAGCAGGUGUUGUCUGAUCCCUACGAGGGAUAGAUAUCUGGUACAGCUGGUUUCAGCGCGCUUGUCGUGAGAGCGCCGCGUCGCGUCUCGUGUAUUUGCCCGUUUUCCCCCUCCUAAGCGCCCCCCAUAGGAUCUUUGGACGGCAAUAUCUCAUUGACUGCGCAAUGUAUGGACACCUCAUUCUUGCAUAUUCUGGCUCAGGAAUAUGGCGCGCAGGGCAG
Messenger RNA from Dichomitus squalens LYAD-421 SS1, 1684 nucleotides. RefSeq lists its product as uncharacterized. The record is from RefSeq and is a predicted model, not a curated record. The coding region runs from base 7 to 1428 and encodes 473 amino acids. NCBI's taxonomy places the organism in Eukaryota, Fungi, Basidiomycota, Agaricomycetes, Polyporales, Polyporaceae. The transcript has 2 exons.